Molecule: messenger RNA, 879 nt
Organism: Iphiclides podalirius (scarce swallowtail)
Lineage: Eukaryota; Metazoa; Arthropoda; Insecta; Lepidoptera; Papilionidae
Source: the annotation of a GenBank genome assembly
AUGGCUAGACGGAGCAAAAAUCUUCCACAAGUUACUCCACGGUUAGUGGCAGUAUCUAAGAUAAAGCCAGCAUCUUUGAUAAUCCAAGCAUAUGAAGCUGGUCAAAGGCAUUUUGGAGAGAACUAUGUGAAUGAGCUAGCAGAAAAAGCUAGUGAUCCCCUUAUAUUAGAAAAAUGUAAUGAAAUAAAGUGGCAUUUUAUUGGUCACUUACAGACAAACAAAAUAAACAAAUUGCUAGGCUCUCCUGGCUUAUUUAUGGUUGAAACAGUUGACUCUGCGAAGUUAGCAGAUAAUUUAAAUAAGCAGUGGGUGAAGUAUAGAAAAGGAGAGGAGAAAUUAAAGGUUAUGGUGCAGAUAAAUACGAGUGGUGAAGAAGCCAAAAAUGGUAUAGAACCACCAGAAACAUGUGAUCUUGUUGAAAAUUUAUUAAAGAACUGUCCAAAUCUAGAAUUUGUGGGUCUUAUGACCAUUGGCCAAUAUGACUAUGAUAUGUCCAAGGGGCCUAAUCCAGACUUUGUAACAUUGGCCAAAUGUCGAGAGGAGGUGUGCGAAAAAUUGAAUUUAGAUAUAAACAAAGUGGAACUCUCAAUGGGAAUGUCCACUGAUUUUGAACAUGCUAUUGAGAUAAAAAAUGUUGUGUACCUGGAUGCCUGGAAACCGGUGUUUCAGACCCAAAACUACAUUCAAGGAGUUGUUCAAUACAACAAUCCAUCGAAAGUUCCUUUCGAAGUGCACCAUCUACCUCAAAAGUUUCAGACCCAAAACUACAUUCAAGGAGGUGUUCAGUACAACAAUCCAUCGAAAGUUCCUUUAGAAGUGCACCAUCUACCUCAAAAGAAUGUACGAGGACGAAAAGAAGAAUAUAUAAAGCCACAACUU